GUCCCCUGCUGUGUGGUUCCGUCUUUUACCGGAAGAGUCCGUGUUUACAGCGCAGCUUUGCUCCACGUUAGCAUCGUUGGUUUGUUUAGAAGUGAAUAAGGAUUAAUCUCGCCAACUGUUUAAUAUUUUUUAAAACCACUUGAUUAAUCUUGCGCCACGCCGUGAUUAGUAUGGUUGUUUGGAGGCGGAAGGAAUACCGACAAGCAUAGCAAUGACAAGCUGGCUAACGUAGCUCCAAGGUUAGCCAGCUAGGCGACCAACAACACCAGCUCACUUCUGUCAGCAGCGGCGCAUCCACUACAGUCUAACAGGUCCAGGAACCAGCGCGGCCAUGGGUGCGGAGAGCAGCGCGGUGCGGGGCUGCACCCUGGAGGAGCCGCUCCUCACCCUUCCUUACGGACUCACCAUGUACUCAGCCAGGCUCCAGGAUGGAAAACCGGCUUCAGUGUUUGUUCAUAAGCGAGGGAAUGAGGACAAAGUCAACAAAGCCGCCAAGCACCUGAAGACCUUAAGGCACCCGUGUCUGCUGCGCUUCCUGUCCUGCUCAGUGCAGGACGGAGGGAUCCACCUUGUGACGGAGCGCGUUCAGCCUCUGGAACUGCUGCUGGACAGCCUCUCCCCAGAGGAAAUUUGCGCAGGAAUCUAUGACCUCCUGCAGGCACUUGUGUUUCUGCACGAGAGGGGCAAAUCAAGCCACAACAAUGUGUGCAUUUCAUCUGUGUUCGUCAGUGAAGAUGGUCAUUGGAAACUGGGAGGGAUGGAAACUGUCUGCAAGUUCUCUGAAGCAACACCUGAGUUUCUUGUAAGCAUUCAGAAUGUGAGAGAGGUCAGCUGCGUUCCUCCAGAGGAGCAGGUUGAGGGCUUUAAAACACUUCCGGAUACAAAUGCUCACUGUCGGGACUGUUACUCUUUUGGAAUUUUGGUGGAGACCCUCAUCUCUCUCCUGAAUGGCUCGGUGUCACAGGAGCUGUCUGACAGUCUGCAGAAGACCCUGCAGGCAGGCCUGCUGAACCCUGACCCCCUCUCUCGACCUCCACUCAGCUCCCUGCUGACUCAUGACUUUUUCAGGAACGACUUUCUGGAAGUGAGGACUUUUCUGAAGAGCCUGACCUUGAAGACAGAAGAAGAAAAGAAUGAAUUCUUCAAGUUUCUCCUGGACCGGGUCCAGAGUCUCCCCGAAGAGCUGAUAGCUUCACGCCUUGUCCCCAAACUCCUCAACUCUCUGGUUUUUGCAGAACCCAUGGCUGUCAAAAGCUUCCUGCCUCAUCUUCUAAGGCCAAAGGAUUCCAGUGGUGGCGGUAACGAUGAAGAAUGCCUGCUGUCUGUGUCCCUUUACCGCAAACACGUGAUUCCUCAGCUUCUCAAGCUCUUCAAAGUCAAUGAAGAACACAUCCGGACCGCCUUGCUGGCUCACAUCCACAUCUACGCUGAGUUCUUCUCCCACGAUGAACUCAAAAACCAGAUCCUACCUCAGGUUUUGUUAGGAAUGAGAGACACCAAUGAUUCCCUGGUUGCCAUGACGCUGCAGAGCCUGGCCGUGUUGGUGCCAUUGCUGGGGGCGCAGGUGGUGGUCGGUGGGGAGAGGACCAAGGUCUUUAAACGCACUACACCCAACUUCACCAAGUCUACAGAGGUCACCCCUGAAACUUCACCUGUCCACAUAGUUGGAGGCUCCCACCCUCAGAUGGCCCAGCCUUCAAAAGUCUUGAAUUUGUUCCCCAAACCAUCAGGAACAGAAGGCCUGGUCCUGGGCCACAUGGGGAGCUUAGCAGGUAGUAGGGACCCUCCAAGAAGUUACCCUCUGCCCCCGAAAUCAGAUGUCAGUAGACAGAUGUCUCUACCUUUGAACGGUUUUCGUCAGGACAGUAAGCUGGAGCCGCCGUCAUACAGCCCAGAGCGGCCUGACAGACUCGAAGGUCCAGUGGAAGACUGGCCUGACUGGAGCGACCCUGAGGAGAGCCAGAACAGAGACGGACAGUCGGUCCAGAUCCACAUUAAGGCCUCAGAGAGAGAAGCUCCAGUCGGCAGCAGACUGCCGCUCUUGCACCCAAACGUGGAAGAGGAGCCGUGGGAUGACUUUGAGGACACUGAGCCUACCUCAGAUCUCUCCCCUACUGCUCCUCUAUCAGACCCAGUUAUACUAACACCACCCAGAGGGGGCGCUACUACACCUGUCAAACAUGCUCCUGAAGCACUGAGACUGGGUUCCUCCAAACCACUCAAGUUGACCUCAACACUGCGACAAUCUCCACAGAGCAAGACGACUCCUUCGUGGGACGACGGCUGGGCUCAGGAGGAGAGAGACUCACACAGCCCGUUAAACCCCAAACCCAAACCUACAGUGCCACUAAAGAACGGUGGGAGAGGAGGUCUGGGGGAGGAGUUCACCAUAAAGGUGAAGAAAAAGGAGGAGCCGGACCCAGAGCUGGAUUUGUUUGCAGACAUGGUGCCGGACAUCAAACUGUCGACUCCCGCUCUGCUGCUGGACGAGAGCAGCGUGAGUGAUGCUGGACUCUCUACGGCCUCUUCAGAAAACACUUCAUCUCUGCAGGUCGACCCGUCCAUCGAUACUGUAACACUCACUGCCAAGUUCGCAGUCGCCAACAUGACUGAGGCUGAAACAGAUGGCUGGGGAGAUGGAGAUGACCUGAACUGGGAGGAUGAGAAUGCCUGGUGAUGGAGUUGGAUCUGUCUGUUUCACCUGGAGCAAAAGAUAAAAGACUUGACCACAGCAAAACUCAAAUCCUCCAGAUGCACCUUUCAGAGACAGACCGUGAACUGAAAGUUUCUCCAGUAAAUCUCAUUUAACAGCAUGAUGCAGUAAGAAUAAUGAUGAGCGGAGACUUUUUAUAACCUGUUCUGUUGGUUCCUGGACAUUCAUUAUCAGUCUGAUCAGUGUGAUAACCUGCUUUUGAACUGGAAGGAUUGGAAACUUGUCUGAUGGUGCUGGACUGAGACAAAUGAAGCCAUUUUUAGUUGUUUGCCAACUGAUACUAGUCACCUCGAGAUGAGUUAGGAUCUUAAUCAGAGGUGAAUGUCAUUUUGUUUUUAUCAGCUUCUCGAUUUUUUUAAUUUUUUUUUUUUUUUUUAAACGUGCCAACUUUACUGGCAUGAAAAUCAAAGUAUACUUUUUGGCAAGACAUAACUUGUCCAAAAUGUGUCAGGUUUGAUUUACAGAAGGCUUGCACUUUGAAUGAAUGUGAAAUAGAAAUUACGUAAUUUAUUAGCUUUUUGGUUGCUGGUGAAGUAAAGAUUUACUGUAUCAACUAUGA
Centropristis striata (black sea bass) is the source of this 3272-nucleotide messenger RNA. RefSeq names its product SCY1-like, kinase-like 3 (gene scyl3). The coding region runs from base 332 to 2677 and encodes 781 amino acids. Gene Ontology annotation, biological process: protein phosphorylation. The record is from RefSeq and is a predicted model, not a curated record. The transcript has 14 exons. Gene Ontology annotation, molecular function: ATP binding; protein kinase activity. Lineage: Eukaryota; Metazoa; Chordata; Actinopteri; Perciformes; Serranidae.